Messenger RNA from Carlito syrichta (Philippine tarsier), 285 nucleotides. Its product is annotated as phospholipid phosphatase 2-like. The transcript has a single exon. Gene Ontology annotation, molecular function: phosphatidate phosphatase activity. The annotation marks the transcript as partial. Gene Ontology annotation, biological process: phospholipid dephosphorylation; signal transduction; phospholipid metabolic process. The record is from RefSeq and is a predicted model, not a curated record. Lineage: Eukaryota; Metazoa; Chordata; Mammalia; Primates; Tarsiidae.
CAGGUCUCGGUGGGGGAGGCCUACCUGGUGUACACCGACCGCCUGUAUUCCCGCUCCGACUUCAACAACUACGUGGCCGCCAUGUACAAGGUGCUGGGGACCUUCCUCUUCGGGGCCACCGUGAGCCAGUCGCUGACAGACCUGGCCAAGUACACGAUCGGCCAGCUGUGGCCCAACUUCCUGGCUGUCUGCAGCCCCAACUGGUGCCGGGUCAACUGUUCCCUCUAUGUGCAGCUGGAGAAGGUGUGCAGGGGAAACCCUGCCGACGUCACCGAGUCCAGGUGG